UCGCGAGAUCCGUGGUGACGUCACAUCUCUCGGUCUCCAUGGCGACGCAACAGCUUUACGGAGGUUGCCGCAGGCUUAGCUAGUAGGAGAGAGGCGGCUGUUCCCGGGAGGAGGUUGGAUUUGGGGGGGUCACACCCGGGAGACCCCGGAACAGUCCGUGCACACAUAUCACCGGCUGCUGCGGGAGACCCGAGGUAAGAGCACCAUCAGGGGGCGGGCCUUAUUGACAGCUUGGGCUGUUGUCAUGGCAGCUGUCAUGAAUGUCUGCUAAGCCCGCACAGUACCUGCUGUCUGUCUUCACAGGGGAUAAUGUGACUGAGGGGAGAAGAGCACAGCAUCUCGGCAAAGAUGAGUAAGAAGGAGGAAUCAGAUUCUGAAGGAGGGCCAGAGUAUGAAGAUGACUUUGAGAAAGACCUUGACUGGUUAAUAAAUGAGGAAGAGAAAAAGCAUCCAUCCCAGAAUGAAGACGACAAUGAACAUCUCACUGAACAAAGACCCGAUAACACAACACAAUUAGUGAAACAAGAGAAUAAAGGUGACGGUAUGCAAAUCAGCGAUAGUGACAUUGCUCAAGCUGUCCCUAAUAUGAAUGGUAAACUCAUCCUGGAUACUGUGUCUGAGUGUGAAGAAGUUGAUCCCGAAGAUGAGGAAGCAAAACGAUAUAUUGCAGAAAAGAUAGAAGAAGCAAACAAGAAAUUAGAAAUGGAAACCGUCAAUGAAAAUCGACACAGGAAACUCAAAUUUAAGGACAAUUUGGUUGAUCUGGAAGUUCCACCACUAGAGUUUCCAGACAGCGAUAGAACUGAAAGUAUCAGUGAAGAGGAUGUGGUAGACAGCAUAACAAAAUUGCAUCUUGAUGAUGGUCCAGCCAAAGAACAGUCGAAUCCUGAGGUAAAUGAAAAGGCUGGAGAAGAACCAAAAGAUGGGAAAGUUUUGGUUGAGAAAGAUGGAAAAUUUGAGCUUGUCAGUUUAAAUGACAUUGAAAACCAGUGUUCUCUACCACCUAUUAACAAUAAGGAGCUGUCAAAAUCUCCAUCGCCAUCAAUGGAGUCUAAUAGAUUUGGUGCAUUGCAUUACGGGGACAAUUACAAAUUAGAUUACAAGAAAACUUCCACUGUUGGUAAUGUAAAUCAUUUUGCUCCUCAACCACCUGGGGAACCUAAAGUCCGACCUAGCUCUGCUACUCAUUCAUUGAAGUCUAUACACAAAGUAAAGCCAUCACGUAGAGUCCAGUCUGCAAGUGUAUCAACUAGAAACACAACAUUCAGCCUUUCCCCUGAGCAAAAGGAGCUACAGAAAAGGAUUCAAGAAAGGCAAGAAAGACUAAAGAGAGAGGAAGAAGAGCGUAAACAAGAGGAAGACGAACAGAAACGGAGGGAGAAUGAGAUGGCGUUUAAAAUUUGGUUACAGAAGAAGAAUGAACAGCUAAUUCAAGAAAAGCGGAUCCAGCAGGCAAAGGAGCUGGAGAAAGGCAGCACAUCUGAUAAAGAGAAAGAUGCUUCAAAAGCAGCUUUUACUGUUUGGAUGAAGAGGAAACAUAGAGAGCAACUUAAAGAAAAGAAGAUCGAGGAACUGAGACAACAGGAGACAGUUAGUUUCCUGGAAGAAAGAAAGGACAGAGAAGGAGCGUAUGCACAAUGGUUAAAACAGAAGAGAGUACAGAAACGUGUUGAACAACAAACUGCUACAGAAAGAUCGAGAAGACUUUUGCUAGAAGCCAGAAGAAGCAAACAGAUACAUAAUUUGCUGUACAAUAUCUCUGAGUCCAGAUCGUUCCGUUACAUUGAUCCCUACAGCUAAAAAGUACAUUGUGUUUUAGUAUCCAGCACUGGUACAUAUUUAUGUCC
This is a messenger RNA of Nanorana parkeri, 1847 nucleotides long. RefSeq names its product coiled-coil domain containing 181 (gene CCDC181). Lineage: Eukaryota; Metazoa; Chordata; Amphibia; Anura; Dicroglossidae. The coding region runs from base 349 to 1800 and encodes 483 amino acids. Gene Ontology annotation, molecular function: microtubule binding. The transcript has 6 exons. The record is from RefSeq and is a predicted model, not a curated record.